Molecule: messenger RNA, 6798 nt
Organism: Cololabis saira (Pacific saury)
Lineage: Eukaryota; Metazoa; Chordata; Actinopteri; Beloniformes; Belonidae
Gene: frem1b
Product: Fras1 related extracellular matrix 1b
Exons: 36
Coding region: 141-6518 (2125 amino acids)
Biological process (GO): cell communication
Cellular component (GO): membrane
Source: RefSeq, a predicted model, not a curated record
UUUGUCAGAGGACCUGUACUGCUGAGCCGUGGUUUGGAUUUGUAGCUGAGCAGCUGAAAAGUCAGAGGUUUGAGAUCUGGAUGGAGGUUUGCAGCCACUGAAGAUCUGUGUUUUGAAACCUGGAUCUUCAGGGAGCCAGCAUGGCCGCCGUCCAGCUGUUGUUUCUUCUUCUUCUCCCGUCCUUGUCCGCGCUCCAAAGCCAGUCUCUGGUUGUGGUAAACUCCGGCAUGCGUGUCCCCAGAGGCCGUUCAGUUUUCCUCACGCAGUCGGAGCUACAGAUCAGCGUGGAUCCAAGCGUGGACUGUAAGGUGGAGGUGGUGAUGAACGAACCAGUGACCCAGAGGGUUGGGAGGCUGACUCCACAGGUGUUCGACUGCAGCUUCCUGGAGGACGAGGUGACGUACAUCCACAACGGCAGUCCUCUGCUGGAUGAGGACUCUGUCCUGCUGAGAGUCUACAGGUUCACGUCUUCAGAGACGUUGAUGGAGUUGGUGGUCCUCAGAAUCCAAGUGGAGGACCCCGGGUCCAUUGUGGUGGAGCUAGGCAGCACUCCACUGGUGGUACCUGAGUUCUUCGGUUUAUCAAACACCAUCAACGGUUCAGUGCUGAGCAUCAAAGCGGCAGCUGGUGUGAUCUGCACGGUCAGGCUGAUGACUGGGGACACCAAACUACCAGCUGUCGGUCAGCUGGUUAAAGAGGAGGACUCUAUCCAGAGGAAAGGCCGCCAGACAGUUGCGGUGUGUCCAGGAAACAAAUCGUGUCUGCACUCCGCUGCUGCUGUGGACUCCCUGAAGACCAGCUGCCAGGACUUCCUGAGCUCCGGUCUGAAGUACCAGCACCUCCAUCCGCCAUCCCCACAGAUCGACUACAUCCCCAUCCGGGUGGAGCUGAGGAAGCGGGCUAACAGGGCUCUCCUGGAGUCAGAGGCGGUGUGGCUGCCAGUUCUGAUCCAUGGUGCAAUGCCGAACCAGCGCCCCCAGCCUGCCUUCAUGGCCUCCUUCCUCCUGGAGGUGGACCAGUUCAUCCUCACCCCCCUCACCACUGCUGCGCUGGACGCCACAGACGCCGAGACGCCGCAGGAGAGGCUGGUGUUCAAUGUGACAGUCCCACCUGAGGAGGGCUACAUCACCCACCUGGAUGACCACACCAAACCAACCUGGUCUUUCACCUGGGAGGACCUCCAUGACAUGAAGGUGGCCUACCAGCCGCCCAACGGCAGCAACACCCAUCGCAGGAACUAUGAGGUGGAGUUCCAGGUGAUAGACAGCUCCUACAUGACCAGCCCCCCCAUGGUGGUCCACAUUUCCAUCAGGCCAUCUGAAACAAACGCCCCCCGGGUGUCUUGGAACAUGGGUCUGGACCUGUUGGAGGGUCAGUUCCGGCCAAUCACGUGGAAGGAGUUGCAGAUCGUGGACAACGACAACAUCGAUGCUGUGCGGCUGGUGGCCGUGGAUGGACCUGUACAUGGACAGCUUAGCGUCAGAGGUAUGAAGGCGUUCAUGUUUCGCGUACAGGACCUGAAAGAGGGCGUGGUCGUUUACCACCACUCUGACAGCGACUCCACCCGGGACCACAUUGUCUUCCGCAUCAGCGAUGGCCGCCACAGCAUCCGCCACAAGUUCCCCAUCUACAUCCUCCCGAAAGACGACUCCCCGCCGUUUCUCAUCAACAACGUGGCGGUGGAGGUCCAGGAAGGCGGCGCCAUCCACCUCCAGGAGUUCAUGCUGCUGGCCUCGGACCUGGACUCCAGUGACGACUACAUCCUGUACCAGAUAGUCUCGGCCCCCCGAGCAGGGCAGCUGGUCAGGAAGAGCUCCGCCCAUGACACGGGUGAGGCUGGAGCGGUACCAGUGAACAGGUUCUUGCAGCGAGACCUAAUCCAGGGCCAGAUCUUCUACCAGCAUUUAGGGGACGAGGUCUUUGAGGACUCCUUUGACUUGACACUGUCCGACAGCCACCAGCCGCCCAAUCUGUCAGAGAUAUACACAGUGGUGGUCCAUGUCUUUCCCGUAAAGGACCAACUGCCAGUGGAGUUUUCCGGCAGCGUUCGCUCUCUGACAGUGAAGGAGACGGAGGUGGUUUACAUCAGUCAGGCUCAGCUCCACUUCACAGACCCAGAGAACCCGGAUGCAGACCUAACGUUUGUGGUCACGCAGCCCUGUUUCAGCCCGCUGCGUCCCGGGUUGAUGGAUGCUGGACGCCUCUUCUAUACCGACAACGCCAACACCAUGAAGAAAGACCACAUGGUUCCGGUGCUGAAGUCCUUCACUCAGCAUGCAGUAAACCACAGGAAAGUGGCCUUCAUGCCUCCAAUGGAGGACAUCGGCCCUGAACCUCUGUUUAUCCAAUUUGUCUUCUCCGUCAGCGACCAGCAGGGCGGUGCUGUGUCCGGCUUUAUCUUCAACAUCACUGUGGUCCCAGUGGACAACCAGGCCCCUGAGGCCUUCACCAACCUGUUGCGGGUGGAGGAGGGGAGAGGCGUCUUCGUGACGGAGGAGCACCUCCUGGUCCAGGACCGGGACAGUCGGGAGGAAGCAUUGAAGGUGAAGAUCCAGAGGACACCCUUUCACGGCCGGCUGGAGCUGCAGGGUGGAGCAUUGCUGCAGGGAGACUGGUUCACCCUGCAGGACCUGAGAGGUCUGCGGCUCAGAUACAUCCACGACGACUCUGAGACGGUGCAGGAUGAGGUGGCUCUGAAGGUGACAGAUGGUCUGAAUUCUGCAGAUGUUGUGCUGCAGAUUCAGGUCUUACCCAUGAACGACGAGCCUCCCCAGCUGGGUGGGGGUCUGCGAGGGGCGCUGAGCUGUGAGGAGGCCGGGCAGGUCCAGGUGACCGUCGACUACCUGUCGGCCACGGACCGGGACAGUGACGACUCCAGACUGACCUACAUGCUGGCCCGAAGACCCGGCAGAGGAGAGCUGCAGCGGUCCGGACUCACUGUGGACAAGUUCUCCCAGCAGGACCUGCUACAGGGACACAUCUACUACGUUCACUCAGGUGCAGAGGUCGGUCCGGAGCCAGCGUUUGACACCGUCACCCUCAUCAUCUCUGACGGCGAGGCCACCGUGGUGGAUGGCUGUUGCCAUGGAGAUGCCCCGCCCGUUCCUCUCCACGACAAUCUUCCCGUUUACGACCUGAACGUCACGAUUCUUCCUGUCAACAACAAAGUUCCUGCCGUCACUCUGGGUGAGUCCAUGUUGGUGGUGGAUGAAGGCUCCACAGUCUGUCUGUGUGGGGGAGUUCUGGGGGCCUCUGAUGCCGACAGCCCCCCCGAGGAGCUGACCUUCUACGUGGAGACUCCACCUCUUCAUGGUUUCCUGGAGAACACGCUGCCAUCGCUGGGCUCCGAGAAGAGCAACGCUGGACAGCGAGUAGAUUCCUUCAGCCUCACCCACCUGACCUCAGGCUUCAUCAACUACGUCCAGUCAGAGCACAGCGGGGUGGAGCCAACACUUGACCAGCUAUCUGUCAGUGUGAGUGAUGGGCUUCACCACUCCGCCCCUGUCCCCGUCUACAUCAUCAUCCACCCAACCAAUGACGAGACGCCUUCUCUGAUGCUCUCCAACUUCACCGUGAAGGAGGGUGGGCUGAGGGAGCUGACUCCCUCUGUUCUCGACAGCUCUGACCUGGACGCCCCCCCAGACCUCCUGACCUUCACGGUGCAGCAGCCACCAGCUCAUGGCAGGCUGGUUAACGGCAUCUACGGAGCAGAGACGUCCCGCUACCAGGAGAUGGGAGCUGAGCUCCUGAGGAGCCUCCAGGUCGACUCCUUCACCCUGCAGGAGCUACGACAAGGCAUGAAAAUCGUGUACAUGCACGAUGACACAGAAACCCUGGAGGACACCAUGGUGCUGAGGCUGACAGAUGGCGUGCACACAGUUGAGGGGACGGCCCGGGUCACUGUGCUGCCGGUCAACGACAACCCACCACGGCUGCUCAUGAACGCCGGGCUGGACGUGAAUUCUGGCGAGCGCAGGGUGAUCUCCAGCGUGGUUCUAGAGGCCGUGGACCCGGACACGCCCCCAGAGGGCGUGUAUUACUUCCUCAACGCCGCACCGCGGUUUGGAAAACUGCAGUUGAAGUUGGAGUUGGGUUGGACCCAACUCUCCGCGGGUCAGAACUUCACUCAGGACGACGUGGAGAUGAACCGACUCUGGUACCAGCACAGCGCUGCUAGCAACGCCAGCGGGUUCAGAGGUCACGACAGCUUCCGCUUCACCCUCAGUGACCGGGACCACCGGGACCCGGGUCAGAGCUUCUUCAUCACCGUCCACACGGUCAACAAAGGUGACCUAGCGCUGCGUGUGAGGGGGGUCCAGCUGGCGGAGGGGCAGCGGGUGGUGCUGAACACCGACAUCCUGCUGGCGUGGGACUCGGCGGGCCGGCCGGAGGAGCUGGUCUACACGGUCUCGGUCCCGCCCCGGCACGGCCUGGUGCACGCCGUGCAGCGGCCCGGCGUCCCGCUGGGCUCCUUCACGCAGCUGGACGUGGCGGCUCACCGAGUCUGCUACAGCCACGACAACAGCCACGACGGCCAGGCCGACCUGUUCAGUUUCGUCGUCACUAACGGCGACUCGUCCCGGAGUGGCAGCCUCCACUUCACCAUCGAGCACGGCGACCGUAUUCCACCGACCCUGGACCGCAACACCGGCCUCCGCCUGCAGGGCGGCUCCACCGCCCCCAUCAGUGCCGAGCAGCUGCAGCUCACCGACCCCGACACGGCCGCCACCAACCUGACCUACACGCUCACCCAGCUGCCCCAGCACGGCACGCUGCUACUGGGGGGAGCCCCACUCCCGUCGCCACCCAGUUUCUCCCAGACCGACGUGGACCAGAUGAACCUGGCUUACCGGCACGACCCGGGCAGCCUGGCUGAGAUAGACCGGUUCCACUUCCUUCCAAGUGACGGGAACAACAGAGGAUACCUGGAGUUUGGACAGCUGAGGGAGGAACCGGCCAUGUUCACCAUACAGGUGGACCGGGUGGACCAGACUCCUCCCAGUCUGGCUACCAGGCAGACUCCCAGCACCGUGGUGGAUGUGGGCGGCCGCUACGGCAUCUUCAUCACCAAGAGACACCUGCAGGCCUCGGACCCCGACAGCCCGGUGGACCAGGUCCAGUUCAGCAUCAGCAGACCUCCGACCUUCGGUUACCUGGAGAACGCCGCCACAGGAUCGGCCAUCAGAACCCGGUUCACCCAGCUGGACGUGGACCAGCGAGCCGUGCUCUUCAUCGUCCCAGCAGACGUGGACUCCACGGCCGACAGUUUCCAGUUCCAGCUGGUAGACCCAGCAGGAAACGCCGGCCCCCCCCAGACGCUGGAGCUGUCCUGGUCCCGGGUGGAGCUGUCGGCCACCUGCUACCGGACCUGCGAGGCGGCCGGGACGCUCCAGAUCCAGAUCCAACGCAGCGGGAGGAGCUUCGACCCGGCGUACGUCAGCAUUCAGGUGGAGGAAGGAUCAGCCAGACUGACCAGGGACUUCACCCACAGCUCAGCCAGUCUGAUCCAGUUUGACCCAGGUGUGAGCAUGAAGACCUGGAGCAUUUACCUGGUCAACGAUGGCCUGGAGGAAAACCACGAGACCUUCACCGUGACUCUCACCGGCCCUCAAAACGCCGUUCUGGGACAGAGAACCUCGGCCAGCGUGGAGAUAAUCGACCCCAGACAAGGGCGGUGUGAUCCAGACGACAUGAAGGUGGACACCCACACCCCUCCCCCUCCUCUCCUCCCCGAACCCCCCCAGCCUGAUGUUGACCCUGAGGGGGAUCCGGUCACGGACAUCGAGGCGGAGCUGCUGUGGGAGAACCCCGUCCACCCCCCCAGGGGAGACGUCCCUAACCGCCGGCCCUUCCUGGACCUCAGAGAGGCAGAGCCCCAGGACCAGGCGGCCCCCAGCUACAGACACACACCCCACCCCCGGGGCAGGCUCCUGGAAACCCCUCCUGGGAGACUCAGGGAGGUCCUUGUGUCUCCGGAGGGAAGCUACAAGGACAGAGUCUGGACGUUCCAUGCUCUGACGUCUCUCCGGCUGGAGGAGCUGCAGCCCGGCGGGGUCGGGGGGGUCGGGGGGGUCCCGGAGCUCCACGGCCUCCUCCUGGAGGAGCCGGGACCCGGAGACGACCCCCAGGUGGACCGUGCUGCGGUCAGACGGCACUCUGAGCUUCACCAGAACAAGACGGGAGUGUGUCCUGACGGCUGGACCUUCCACAGGAGGCGCUGUUACAUCACCAGCUCAUCCGUGGCCAGCUGGGCCAGCGCCGACAGGACCUGCUCGCUGCUGUACAACAGCAGCCUGAGUGACGUGCGCUCCAGAAGAGAUGUCAGCUGGUUAUGGCGUUUCGCUGGGAAGAGGCCUUUCUGGAUCGGUGGAGCCGCAGGUCCAGACGGCCUGAGAGCGGCGGCGGCGGAUCGUGGCGACUGUGUGCUGGUUGAAAACCCCAGAAGAUGGAUUUCUACGAGCUGCUCCUUGGAAACUCAGCACUCGUUCAUCUGCUCAUCCCCGGCUGUUCCCACCUGAGAGGCUGGACUUCUCUGACGCUGCCGUCUGGACUGACUGGUCUGGCCACGCCCCCUGGGCUUAGCACAUUUGUUGGAAGAAAAUCCAGAUCUAACAACCCAUUAUACUGAUCCUUCCCUCUCAUACGGAGCCCAGAGGUGGAUGAACCAAACACUUUCAUGCUCCAGAAGACUCAGAUUAAGGUUUUACAAAAACAUCUGGAGACGAGUUAAGGUGGAAACAGAUGAUCGCUGGACAUAAAGCUGUAGUUCUGAUCAAUUAUCUUAUUAAAGAUGAGACA